This is a messenger RNA of Closterium sp. NIES-67, 977 nucleotides long. Lineage: Eukaryota; Viridiplantae; Streptophyta; Zygnematophyceae; Desmidiales; Closteriaceae. The record is from the annotation of a GenBank genome assembly.
CAUGCAAAGCAGCUGAUUCUCAACACAACGUCUGUUGCGUCUAACCCGCGUCAUCAUCGUAGUUUCACUUGUCCCUCCACGCCUUACUCCCGACGCGCUUCGUGUAGCUCACGUGAAGUUUAAUUCAGCGCGACUGGCGGCGCAGCUUCCACCAUACCGCAUCGUUAGUUUCGUCUCCAUCGCGUUUUGCACAAUCAGUCCGUUGCUGCUGCUGCAGCAGCUGCUUCACUAGGAUGUCGCACAACCCGAGCCAUUUGAUGCCGACAGAGCUGAUCGACCGGUGCAUAGGGUCGAAGAUCUGGGUGAUCAUGAAGGGCGACAAGGAGCUGGUUGGAACGCUGAGGGGCUUCGACGUCUUCGUCAACAUGGUGCUGGAAGACGUCACCGAGUAUGAGUACACGGCAGAGGGCAGCAGAGUGACCAAGCUGGAUCAAAUACUUCUCAACGGAAACAAUAUCGCUAUUCUUGUCCCUGGUGGCAGCCCAGAAGGGUCAUAAAAUUAUAGUGCAUGCAGCUAUUUGGUGUUCCUUCUGACACCAUUUUUCAGUAAAACAAGCUCAGCAAGCUCCGUCCGAGCAGGCUUUAUUGUGGCUGCCUGCGUGGAGCCCAGAAGCUUGCACUAGGUCUUAGGGAGUCUUUGGUAUGGGGGUGGGGUGGGGUAGGGUGGGGUGGGGGGAAAGUUUUUACCAGUAGGUUGAAAAAUGGAGGCAUGCCUGAAAGCCCAAGACUAAAAUAGCAAACCCCUUUCAAGUUGGGCCCAGCUUGAACAAGAGAAUGGGCUUAGUUUGAACAAGAGUUGGGUUUUUUUUGGGAGGGGCAGCAGGCUAUGUUUGAAAUAGAUUCGGAAGCAGUUGUGCAUUGAAAUUAUCGAGUUGGGGUGGAAGUACUGUUCACUUGCUCGCGUGGCGAUGAUCUGGCUUGUCGUACGGUGGCAAGGUGUCGCACGAUUUCUGAUCCCCCUGUGACACUCGAGAAGC